Messenger RNA from Cylicocyclus nassatus, 720 nucleotides. NCBI's taxonomy places the organism in Eukaryota, Metazoa, Nematoda, Chromadorea, Rhabditida, Strongylidae. The record is from the annotation of a GenBank genome assembly.
AUGAUUCUGUUCAUAAUCCUUGCUGUGCUGAUUACUCAGCUAGAUGCUUGUGGUGGAGGCUCUGGAUGUUGCCAGUCGCAGCAGCCACCACCGGUAGCUUCUUGUGGUAGUGGAUGUCAACCUGGCUACAGCUGUGGUACGUACGGCUGUACGAAGAGAAGAGUCUUGUCAUCUCUAACUAGGAGAAUCGAUGGCGUCAUAAUUGGAGACGAAACUGGUGAACAAGCCCGUACACCGCCACUGAAGUCGAAGUAUUUACAGCCUACGACUAACGUCUCCAUUGAGCAGUUGAUGAAUCCGAACUUCAUCUUCCACUCCUGCUGCGAAGCACGUGGUCUUCCUGACUCUUGCCUCCAUUAUUGCCACUUCGAUACCUACACAGCAAAUGCUCUGGAACGCAUGUACAGGAAAGAAGACAAGUGUCCUAUCGAAGCUGCACACGAAAUCCACUACUGCGCUGCUCAAGGAAUUGAUCACACUAAGUGCUGUGCAAGAAGUGGUGUAGCCGAUACUGUAGCAGGGGACAAAUGCCUGUCUUUCUGUGAUCAACGACCGAAUAGAUUAACUCCACUUGAUGUGUCGUACCUGCCAUGCUAUGACAUCUUCGAAAAUAUGAAGCGCUGUUUCUUCACGGCGAUCCGAGCGAAGGCGCAAGAGAAGUUUGGCAAGGGCAGAACUUCUCGUUUGAUUGACCAGGGCAGUGCUGACGGCGAAUUCUAG